Bradysia coprophila is the source of this 1174-nucleotide messenger RNA. RefSeq lists its product as uncharacterized. The record is from RefSeq and is a predicted model, not a curated record. Lineage: Eukaryota; Metazoa; Arthropoda; Insecta; Diptera; Sciaridae.
UGUUCCACUGGUGUGAGUAGAAACAAAAUCAUGUAUUUUGGAUAUUUUUUGUUAGUUUUAUUUUGCGCCUUUCGUACGAAUGGUGUUGAUGGAAAACGAUUUUACAUAACGCGAUACGGUGCCUGCACGGACUGUGACAGAAGAAGUGGUAGUUAUCAUUGGUGUUCGGUGGGCACUGGAUCUAGUGAUUGGGAUUACUGUUCCAAAACUCCUGGUUAUUCUUCAUCUGAAUAUAAAUGUCGUGAUAAUCAUCCGUGUGGAUUCCAUGGAAACAGUUAUUUGUGGUGUUAUUUGGAAAAGGGCAGCUGGGACUAUUGCUCCCUAAUCGAAGACACGAGUGUAACACAAUUCACAUACAAAGAAGAUAAGUGCGAUAACUAUUGUGAUCUAGUAAGUGAUGCGUAUGUUUGUCGAAAAUCAAAUUACAGAACAGCUGAGUGUUCGAUCGUACCUGGAAUAACAUCAGAUGGAGGUGGAUGCAUAGAUGAUUGUUCCUAUCAUGGAUCUGGAUCUGGUUAUAAAUGGUGUAAGGCUGAUAAUAGCUGGGAGUGGGGCUACUGUGGCAGAUCGGAAACGGAUUAUGAUGUCUUAAAUGACAAUGAUUCAAGGUUUAGGAGGCAAGCUUCAGACUGUAACCGUGUCACUUUGCUCAGCCGGACAACACAGAGAUUGGCUGGUGGAGAUACAUUAGUGACGAUAACCUAUCGACAAGCUCCGAAUCCGUCCACCAUUCGGUCAACUAAUAGAGGCCUAUUGCGGGAUGCACGAACGGUGCUGUACAAAUGGCACAAGGGUGAAUCAUCUGAUCGUACAAAAGGUCCAACCACUGAACAAUCAAAUGGACAAAUACGCUUAGAUCGUCAAACCGCAUUUGAAGUAAAUGGGAUCCCGUUCAACAACUUUCAAUUACAAAUUAAUGAUGACCCAAGCUUUCCAUCCACUGUUGCUCAUCUUAACAUUCAAGGAGAGUUGGAGGGUUACGAAAUCAAUGGCUAUCGGCGACUGAUUGUUACUGGUCUUCAUCACAGUCUGAAUAGUGGAGCGACCGUUACGAUUUAUCAACAAUUGCUGGAUCGAAAUGGUCGGCCACAAUGUCCAGCUCGGUAUUGAAAGAACAAUUGUCUUAGGUUUUGAUAUGAAAACUGAAUAAAAUUCCGAAAGUUUUAGCACCGUA